CCAAGCCGCUUUGCGGGGCAUCGCCAAUUCAGUUGUGUCAGCGGGUGCGCCUGGAAAGGCCAUGUCGAAAGUACGCACGUACGUCAAAAAUUACAUCUUCACCAGGAUGGAGGAUCGCCCUAGGAACUCCUGCCACAGAUGGAUACACGACAACCUCUUCCUCCUCUGCACGCUCUUCGGCGUCAUAGCUGGAGUCCUCAUCGGUAUUGCGGUGCGACCCCUAGAGCCUAGCCAAGAUGUAAUAAUGCUUAUAUCAUACCCUGGAGAACUAUUCAUGAGGGUCCUGAAGUUGAUGAUAUUACCAUUUGUAAUAUCAUGUUUAAUUAUGGGUACUGCUACAUUAAAUAUUAGCAAGAAUGGAAAAAUUGCAGUACGAACCAUUACAUAUUUUGUAAUAACUUCAGUAAUAAACGUUGUUCUGGGGAUGGCCCUUGUAACUGCAAUCCAUCCAGGAAAUCCACUUGUUAAAUUUAACUCUACUCUUGAUUCAGAAGAUGUGAAGAUAACUAAACCAUUGGAUGGCUUCUUGGAUAUGGGAAGAAAUCUUGUGCCAGACAAUUUGUUCCAAGCUGCAUUUGAACAGACAUUCACAGACUAUGUUCCUGUAGCAAUCAAAUAUGAACACACAUCAGAAGACGGUAAAAAGAAUUCGUCUAAUGUAGAGGUCAUACAAAAAGCUACAUUCAAAAGAAAGCUUCAGUUCAGGGAUGGAACAAAUACAAUUGGAAUCAUAUUUUUCUGUUUAAUUUUUGGAUCAGUACUGGGAACACUUGGUCCUAAUAAAACAAUAGUUAUUACAUUUUUUAAUGUGAUAUAUGAAGUUUUGUUAAAGAUGCUGAUGGGUGCAAUGUGGUGUACACCUAUUGGAAUCGGUAGUGUGAUCUGUGGAAAAAUAAUCUCACUUGGAAAUUUAUCGGAUACUAUUACCCAACUCAGUUGGUUCAUAUUAACAAUAUUUAUCGGGGUGGCAAUCCACCAGCUGAUAAUUUUACAAAUCAUUUAUUACAUUGUUGUAAGAAAGAAUCCUCUAUCUUAUUAUUUAUCAUUUGGACCAAGUAUUAUCACUGCUUUUGCAACUGCUUCAAAAUCAGUUGCACUGCCAUUAACUUUUCGUAUAAUGGAUGAAAAAGUAAAAGCAGAUAAAAGAAUCACUAGAUUUAUUCUUCCAAUCGGAACAAUUAACAUGGAUGGAACUGCCUUAUUUAUUACAGUAUCUGUCAUAUUCAUUGCUCAGAUGAAUAAUAUUGCCCUUGGAAUUGGAGAUCUUUGUACUAUUGGUCUUGCAUGUACUGUUGCUAGUAUGUCUUCAGCUACAGUACCAAGUGCUGCUUUGGUUCUUGUAUUGAUGUUAUGUAGUACUAUCAAUGCGCCGACAGAAGAUGUUUCCUUGUUAUUUGCUGUUGACUGGUUUGUGGAUCGUAUGCGGACUACAAAUAAUCUCCUGGGUGAUGUUUAUGGUUGUGCUGUUGUUGAGAGCCUAUCUAAAAAAGAGUUAGCUGUUCAAGAGGAUGAGGAUACAGUAACAACAAAUGUCAACGGGAGUACUUCUCAAGUCAGUAAUGGAAGUUGUAUUAUAGAUUUUGCAAAAAAUGAAAAUACUCAAAUGUAAGAGCUUUCCUGUUUACACUUAUUAAAUUUAUUACUGCAUUGGUUAACUACACACAUAUUUUGAUAAAACUGUUUUUUCAAAAAUGUGUAGAUUAUCGUAUUUGUAACAAGGUACAAUGAUUGUUACCUUGCCUCUUGAAAAUUUAUAUUAGAUUAAAUAAUAAUUUCAGUAAUAAGUAUUAUUUUAAUUAAAAAAAACUGGAUGUCAGGUGUAUACUGAUUGGUCUCAGAUUUAUAAAACCUUUACCCACAAAAGGUUAACUUUUUGACGCUGACAUCUGGGGAAAAGUAUUGUUAAUUUGUAUCAUCGAGAAGCAAUAUAUUUAUAUUUUAUUAUUUCUCAGAUUGAAGUUAUCAACUUUGUACCUUUUAUUUAAAUAAAUUAGUCAUUUAAUAUUCUUAGUUGCCUACCAAAUAAUGAACUAAGAAGAUUCCCUAAAAAAGAUUCCUUUUUGUGAUAUAGAGCACUGUUAGAAGUAAUUUAUGAGAAUGUUUGCUUUAUUUUUCUACUUGUAUAUUUCUGCUAGUUUUUAUUUCAACUUUAAUUUAAUUUAAUAUUUAUAUUUAUGUGACCUCUUUUCUGAAAGAAAAGAUGUUGGGAUUCACAUUGUAAAUUAGUUUUAAUUUUACAUUAUUUUAAAAAAUAAAAUUGUAAAUUUUAAUUGUAGAAACCUAACAUAUUCUGUAGGCUUAUUUUUCGUUUUACUAUUAUGAUGUAUAUAUGGACUGCUACAUAAGUUCAAAAAGUUCUAUAGAUAUAAACCAUAUUUUUCAAUAAAUAAUAUUUUAACAUAAUAAUGAAAUCGAUUACAUAUCAUUUCUUAUGCGAUUAAUUAUUGAAGUUAUUUGUAAUAUUGGGAUCUUAUAAAAGCUUAAUUUUCUAUAUCCAAAACAUGAGAUCACCUUUAUAUAAUGAAAUUAAACUAUAAAGUAACUUUUUAUGAUAUUAAAAAAUAUGCAAAUGCUGUGCAUUUGAACAUUAUUAUUUUAUACUUCAAAAAUUAAUCUACAUAUAUAUAUGUUUAAUACUAAUUGUGUUAUUGAAGUCGAAUUGCAUAAUUAUUACAUUUUGGGUGUUUGUUGAAAAUAAAAUUAACACACCAGAAAUGACAAGGAUAUUUUUUUCUGCUUCUUUGAGUAUUGUGAUUGGUAUAGUAUUGACACUUCUAAGUUUGUUUAUAUAUAUAUAUAUAUAUAUAUAUAUAUAUAUAUAUAUAUAUAUAUAUAUAUAUAUAUACAAAAUUAUUGAAUUUACUAUAACAUAUAAUACUUUCACCAAGUUAAUACUAAUUUUUUGUUUGACAAGGAAGCCAAUUGUUAAGGAAUUAAAUUAGUAUGAGACAACUAUAUAUCAAAUUUUAAGGUUAAAAAAAAAUCAUUGAUCAUCUUUUUCAUCACUGACAAAUAUUAAAAUCAGAGGCAUUUAAUUCAAGUUAAAGGAACAUUUUAUGGGUUAAAGAAAAGUAAAUAAAUUGCAAGAUUCAUACUUUUUUAUGUAUAGUGUGUGUUAUUACGUAUUCAAUAAAGAAGAAAAAUAAAAUAUUGCUGUAGCAUGGAGUAAUUGAAUUAAUGAUUUUUAAUCAUUUAUGUUCUCUACCAAAACUUUCAAUAACGUUUUGGUAAUAGGGAUAAUGGUCAUAAAAUCAAGGACAAAUUCCUCUCAACUCCCCACCUCUCCUCUGAAAUGGAAAGAAUGAACAUAAUGGGUGUACAGUUGGCUUCCAAAAGAACUAAAACAGCCAAAAUAAAGUGGUUCCUUUGUCUAUUUUCAUAAAUUUAUUUAUUUUUUUGGCCUUAAGACUUGUCACAGCAAGUCCUAUUUUGCAUUAAAUUUACUUGAAUGUCAUUUGAAAAUUAUGUACCAAACCCAAAUGCGUAGUUGUGCUCUUUGUAGUUUAAGUGUAAAAAGUUAGAAUAUAUAUUGAAGUAAUAAAUAUUAAAAAACUAGUUAUGCCUACAGCCGUCCGUGGACAACAAAGAAUUUUGCAGAAAUUUUCUGCUUCUAUAGAGACGUACAUUUCUUCCUUCUUCUUUUUUUUUUUUUUACAUGUUACAUUCAAACUGAGGAUGUUAUCUCACUGAUAUCGUCAAUUCAAUUCAAAAAUGUUAACUUGAUCAAGCAGUUGAAAAAAAAAAGAUAAAUAAAGCAUUGAAGCAUGUUCCAUACAUCACAAUAAUAUUAGAGAAAUAUUGUUACUAACUAUCCAAGCUUAUGUUAAGUAUUUAUAAAAUAAAGACCCGAUACUGAUUUCUAUUUGUCCAGAUACCUUCAUAGUGUGUUAAUAUUUCUAAAAGUCCUCAAAAUAUUAAAUACAUUUAAAAAAAUAAAAAUUGUCAUUACUAUUAUUAUUAUUAUAGAUAUCACUUUAAAAUUUUCCAGCCCAUAAGAAUGUAUCUAUUAAUCAUGAAAUUAUAUGUUGUCAGAAAGCCAUCGAAGUAUGAAGAACUUUUGUAAGCUUUGUUUGUUAUUUGGAAAUACUGUGAUGAGGGCCUCUUGCCUUCUAAUAGGCCUAUUUUGUAACAGUAAAGUAAAUGGUAUUAAUGUGAUAUCGUAAUAUUGUAUUUAUAGGAAACUAGGGUACAGGCAAGACGUUCCUAGGGUAAAAAUUAAUACCUAAGGCAUUUAUUAAAAUUGGCUGAUUGUUGUUAGUUUAUGUUAUAGAUUGAUAGUAACUUUAAUGUUUAAUUACUCGGUGUUUAGAAGUUGAAUAUGCACACUUGUGUGAACCUCGUGAUUUUUUAGACAAUAUAAUAUACAUUGGUGCUUCAUAAUGUAAAAUCAUUAAGAUUUCGUAUUAAAUCAUGUUCUUGUUAGUUUUAAGAAUAUUAAUUGAAAAGACUUUAGAAGUGGAGAAAUUUCUCAUUUUGUAUGUUAGUUAAUUAUUCUGUGACCAAGGCGAAAAACCUGUUGUCAUUAAUGCCUAUUGUGAAUAUUAUGUAGAGCAUUGAAGGUUUGAAAAGAUUGAUAAUAAUAUAAUAAUUAACUUCUUGGCUACUGAUGUAGUUUUUACGAUUGCAAUUUUAUUAUAUUAUUUCUCUUUUAUUAUUAUUUUUAUUUGUGACUGUAGCUCUUAAAAUAUUAUGACUAGUACUAGCCCAGGAUCAGAACAGGUAUUUUAGAUCCUUGUUUUCUGAAAAAAUAUAAUCAUAAUUCAUAUCUUGAUUUUUUUGUUUAUUAACUUAUUAAUAAAAAAAUAACUAGUGGUCUCAAGAUCUUAAUGAUGGAUAUUAUUAUUUUUUGUUUUAUAAUAUCAGUCAUUAUUGUCAGAGAAUAUGAUUAUCAAAAUGUUUUCUGAAUUAAAACACUUUUAUUAACUUUGUAAAUUAAAAAAAAAAUAAUAUAUCCUCAGAGAAUUGUAUUAUACAUUUGACCCACCAUUAACACGAAAAAACAAAACACUAAUGAUAUUUAGUUUUUGGACAAAUUUUCAUCUUCCUUUUUUUAUGAGCCACCCUUGUUAAUACUUUCCUGGCCUUUCUCCCCUUCCUCAAAAAUUAAUGUGAGGUUUGAGUGCUUUCCCUUUGUUUUUAUGAGUAAUUCUUUGCCUUAUUGAGAACAUAGAGAGAUAAUGGAGAAAAUAAAGAGAGGAUAAAAAAAAUAAUUAAAUUCACUUGAAGAAAACACAUUCUAAUAACCAUUUAAUUCUGUUAAUAUGUUCCCUAAGAAUAAUGUUUUAUUUUCCAUUUCCACAUUUUUUUAUUAUAUACUUGAAGUGUAAACAUUUAUUUAAAUUACAAAACAUCAAAUGUAUCAGUAUUAAUGUGUGUUAAAAUUAAAGUAAUUAAUAUUUUGUUAAGGUAAUAUUUCAACUUUUGUACAGGCAAGGGAUAUUUUGCUUUUAUAUGAUAUAUUUUUCAAAUAAAUGAAAAAGAAUUAGGGAGAAUCUGGUCCUGCUAUUGUAAAAUUGAAAUGUAGUUUUUGAAUGCAGAGCUUUAAAAUAAAAGUGUAGAAAUGUAACUUUGAACUUAUUUUUCUAUAAGCCUCAAGGGAUCCUGUUAUAUUUUAAAAUAAACGCAAUAUAUUCAUUCAGCUCUCAAUAACUCAAAGGAAUGAAAAACGAAAUGUGAUUUUGUAUGUUUCUUGGGCAUUUUGAGUUCUAAAGGUAGUAUUUAAUUUUGGAUGCUAUUGUUUAUCACAGGACUAGAGUUAUUAAGAAUCAAUUAUUGUUAAUUUAUAUAACAAUUAAUAUCUUAAAAAAUAUUUUGUUGAAUCCCUUAGGAUCAUUUGACUGGUUUUGUUCUUUUAAUCAUAGAAACAGGAAAUAUUUUAAACUUUUAAAAUCCAAUAUUUCUGCUUGAUUUUCUAAAAUUUUAAUCCGUCCAUUUUAAAUUAUUUAAAAGUAUUAUCUAUUCUGAAAUUGAGUUUUUUAAAACAAUUAAAUCUUCGUAGACAGUUGAAUUUAUUAUUAUUUUUUUUUUUACAAUAAUACAUUUUAAUGGUUUAUUGCAAAAAAUUCAUUAAGUGACAUUUCAUAACCUUAAACAGUUCGGAACUUUAAAGAACUUUCCUUUUUUGAAAUCAGAAAAUUGUGUGCUUUUAACUUAUAUUUGAUAUAUAAAAGGGUUCAUGUCAUUAUCAGGCACUUACAAUGUUUUUGUAUCGAUAAAUAAAGUAAAAAUUCACAAAAAUAUAUUUGAAAGUUGACUUAUAUAAAAAAUGCACUUAGUGACAACUUAAAGUAAUAAUCAUAUUAAAUAAAACAUAAACAAUUUUUUAUCAAUACAAUUUAUCAUACCUGUUAUAGAGAGUUUUAUAAAGGACCAAAAUAGAGAAGACGGGUAAAAUAAUUAUUAACUUGCCAUAGUUAAUUGUGAAUUCCCUCACUAUCCCUAGCCAAUAUACUUUAGAAAUGUCUGAAUUUAAAUAUAACAUUAUAUCUUUGUAUGUUUGUUCAAUGCUCUACCCUUUGUAAGAAUAGACAUUAUUAUUGUCAGUCACUUUUAUAAUUUAGCAGACGUUAAUUGAGAAAUUAAAAAGUAUUGGUAAGUAUAUGUAGAUACAGUUAGCUAUUUUUAAAGGGAUAGUUAUUUUUAAUAACUAUUCCUUAACCUUUGUAAUACUGAAUUAUUAUUUCUACAUAUUAUAUAAUUGUAAAAAUCCAUAAUAAAAGGUUAAUUAAUUUUUCA
Messenger RNA from Nezara viridula (southern green stink bug), 6735 nucleotides. The record is from the annotation of a GenBank genome assembly. NCBI's taxonomy places the organism in Eukaryota, Metazoa, Arthropoda, Insecta, Hemiptera, Pentatomidae.